Molecule: messenger RNA, 1806 nt
Organism: Kluyveromyces lactis
Lineage: Eukaryota; Fungi; Ascomycota; Saccharomycetes; Saccharomycetales; Saccharomycetaceae
Gene: GPI10
Product: putative glycosylphosphatidylinositol-alpha 1,2 mannosyltransferase
Exons: 1
Coding region: 1-1806 (601 amino acids)
Biological process (GO): GPI anchor biosynthetic process
Cellular component (GO): endoplasmic reticulum membrane
Molecular function (GO): alpha-1,2-mannosyltransferase activity
Source: RefSeq, a predicted model, not a curated record
AUGAGCAACCAAGUACCACUUAAACGACUUUUUAAAGUCAUACUUGUAAUAAGAUGUGUCCAAGCCCUUUUGACCCGAACAUUCUUUCAAGCAGAUGAGUUCUGGCAGUCUUUGGAGCCAGCUCAUUACAUGGCGUUUGGGUAUGGCGAACUAACUUGGGAAUGGUCUUUCGGCUUACGAAGCUAUGCAUUUCCGCUUAUAUUUCAGAUCGGCUAUACACUAGUUAAAUAUGCUGCAAUAUCUUGUGAAUUGAUUGUGCAAACAGCUACUGAUUGGGUACUGCUAUUUGUUGCCAAUGUAAUUCCAAACUCUGAGUUUGGGUGGGAGAUGGUACAGGAGAUGAGAAGUUUCCCAGAAGAAAUACGAGGGUUUAUCGAAUACCAAGGAGUGAUAUAUGCACCCAAGCUAAUAAUGGCGGUUCUAGCAGCAAUUGGUGAGUUUCACGUUAUUCUUUUAGCUGAAAAAUUGUACAAGUUGACCAUGGAUAAAAGCGAUGACAGCAAGGGAUCUGACAAGAAGCAUUCAACUGUUAUAAACUUCACUUUAGUAGCGACAGUUAGCAACUUUUUCAACUGCUUUUUCAUUACUAGGUCUUUUAUCAACUCUUUUGAAAUGAUAUUGACAAGCGUGUCACUAUAUUAUUGGGAUUGGACUUCCGGUGAGCAUAUAGAAUCAUUCGACUUUUUGAAAAGUUUGAUUAUCGGGACAUUUACAGUGUUACAAAGACCAACAAAUGCUUUUAUAUGGUUGAUUUUAGGAGGAUAUAUGAUAUUGAAUCUUGUUCUUUCAAAGAGGUGGAGAAAACUUUUCAGUUUAUUAAUUAAAGUGAUCUGUGCUUCAUUCAUCUCGAUUAGCACAAAUUUAUGCAUCGAUUAUUAUUUCUACGGCUACAUCACAAUUCCGGUGCUGAAAUUUAUCAAGUUCAACUGCACAAGUUCAUUGUCUAAAUUUUACGGAGUUGCCCCAUGGAAUUUCCAUGUUUUCCAGAGUUUGCCGAUUGUGGCUGGUUACUCUUUACCACUUUUGAUUCAUUCGUUUUUUUGUUCGUUAACAAAGAAGAGAUUUCUUUCUCCCCUUGUCAACCCAUUUUUGCAAAUCAAGACAGUUGUACUCUUGAAUGUCAUACUGUAUUCUCUAAUUCCUCAUAAAGAGUUCCGGUUUAUAUAUCCUUUGCAACCUUUCUUCAUAAUAUUGAGCGUAUUCGAUGGGAUUUGGUUAUUGCAAAAAUAUGGCUCUACUGCAACCACCAGAACUAUGGAAUUCUUCUCACAGGUAAUGUGGAUAUUGCCUGUAGUAUCAAUGGUUGCUUCUAUGUUGCUAUCCACACUACAUGAAUCGGGAACCGUUGCUGUUAUGGACUAUUUGCAUUCCAUCAGAAAUAUUGACAGUAUCGGUUUUAUAAUGCCCUGUCAUUCCACACCAUGGCAAAGUCACUUCCAUAGAAAUGACGUGAAAGAACUGUGGGCUAUCACAUGUAGCCCACCUCUACAUCUUUUGACCGACCCAGAUGCUAAUGCCAAAUUACCCUUUUACAUGGAUGAAAGCGAUUAUUUGUACGACAAUAUUUCGAAAUUCAUGUACCAGCAUUUCCCUCCAGUGUUUAGAAAAUCACUUAGAUCGCCAGGAAAACAAUACACCUACGAAUGGCCGGAGUAUCUUGUAAUAUUCGAAGAUUUAGAUUCACAGUUCAUGAAUGAUUACCUUGUCGACAGCAUGUACAUAGAGGAGACAAGGUUUUUCAAUUCGCUUGUGCAUUGGGAUAAGAGGAGGUCAGGCGACAUAAUUAUCUAUCAUAAAAUGCCUUGA